This is a messenger RNA of Aspergillus bombycis, 1194 nucleotides long. RefSeq lists its product as uncharacterized. The record is from RefSeq and is a predicted model, not a curated record. NCBI's taxonomy places the organism in Eukaryota, Fungi, Ascomycota, Eurotiomycetes, Eurotiales, Aspergillaceae. The transcript is spliced from 4 exons. The coding region runs from base 1 to 1194 and encodes 397 amino acids.
AUGCCAGCAAACUCUACAGAGAUCCUACCACCGCUUCUCCCCGUCUCACCUGAGGACCAUGGAGCGUGGGCGAUCACCGCUAGCACCAUCUUGUUGAUUGUUGCGGCUUUGGCGACUACUGUGACGCUUAUCUCGCGGGUGCGAAUUCUUCGCUCACUGGCUUGGAGUGAUACAUUCCUCGCCGUGGCAACGGUUCUCUUCAUUCCUCAAACCACCUGUGUGAAUAUUGCCAGUUCGAGCGGUAUCGGUAAGCACAGAAAUACUUUAAGUGACGUGGUGUUCCAGUCUUAUAGCAACUUUCUCUACACGAGCCAGAUCCUCGCCGUUGUCGUGUUAGCGUGCUCCAAGGCGGCGGUUGCAUUCCUCUUAAUCUCCAUAAAGCCAUUUAAUUCAGUCCUGCUCGCGUGUAAAAUCCUUCUAGGGUUGAUUGGAGCCUGGACCAUGGCUUUUACAAUCGCUCUAGCGGUUGAAUGUGCACAACCCAAGGUGUGGGACGUCAAUCUCGCCAGAUGCAUAGACCAGGAGGCACUUUACACGGGCCUAGCUAUGUGUCACAUACUGCUUGACAUAGGUCUCGUCGUAUUACCUAUGAUCCUGAUGUGGAAAGUCCAGAUGUCGCAGUGGAAGUGCUUCCAAAUCUGCGCUCUCUUUGGACUGCGCGUCCUGGUUCCUGUCCUGACUAUACCAUAUAUCGUGUCACUUCGCCGUGUCUUCCACUUGACACCGCUGGACCAACCGUGGCAUAUCCUCAUGCCGACGCUAUGGCUGCAAUUGAUACAAUGUGCAUCUAUCGUAUGCACAUGUAUCCUGAGCCUCAAGCGGGCUCUCGCUGAGCUACAAACCGGAAUGAUGGCUGGCACUGUUUCGGAGUUUUUCGAACUUUCAGUCUCUGGGACACAUGGCACGACGGAUGGUUCUACGUCAAAAUCAGGAAAACAGAGCGCGAAUGCGACCGGGCAUUCCGGACUUGACUCAGGGCACUUGAAAGACCUACGUCAUGGAGGCCACGGAAGGAUGAUAGCACCGAGUGAGAGCAUGCGAGAUCUUAGAGAGAGUGCUAUGGUACAGACCAUCGAGGAUGAUGUGCGCUGGGAGACAGGCGAGUGUAGUAGAUCGUCUUCUACAGAAGGUACAGCGGCGAAUCAUGGCGCUGGUCUGUUGGGUGAACAGUUCGGUCGGUUGACCUAUCGAUGA